This is a messenger RNA of Symbiodinium natans, 621 nucleotides long. NCBI's taxonomy places the organism in Eukaryota, Dinophyceae, Suessiales, Symbiodiniaceae. The record is from the annotation of a GenBank genome assembly.
AUGGCCGAGCGAACCAUCCCUAUUGCUGUGAACCUGCUGAGCGGUGAGCACGUUUGCGACGUCCAGGCUGCAUCGACGUGGACCGUGCGCGGUAUCAAAGAAGCCAUUGAUCGAAAGUUGGAUGGGACCGGCACCUCGCCAUUGACCCGGCGAGCCGUCAAGAUGAACCUCUGCAUCAAGGGGCAGCUGUUCCCGGACCGUGCCCUGCUCGGCGACGUGGUCGGAGCAAGCGAUGGCGCGGAUGUCUUGCAGACGACUCUCGUGGCGAGCGGAAAGUACGACGGCACCUUCAAGGCCGAUGUCCCGCAUAACGGGUCGAUUCUGUUUCAGAUUUCGAGCUCUUCGGUGCAGGUGCUCCACGGCGAUUACCCAGAGGAGGCUUCGGAGAUCCGGUGGGACCAUGUUGGCUCAAAGAAGUGUAGCUUCACCGUGUUCAAGAGGGGCACUUCGCAGUGGGCACAGAUCAAAACGCACGAGAAGCACACGGAUGAGGAGGGGCUCCGGGAGACUUUCGACAUUGAGUUCCUGGGUGAUGAGAAAAGAUGUGGCUUCAUUGGCAAGUUUCAGCGCAGCUAUGAAGGUCCGUUGGGCAUCACAAAGGGCACCUGCAUCGACGAAUGA